AUGUCUUCUUUGUUGAUUGCUUCUCCUCUAAUAGUGGUGGCCUUCAAUCUAAGUGGGUGUUUCAAAAGAAAAGAGCGACACGAGCAUAGUGAUGAGCGACAUGAGGAAGUCAAAAAAGCGGUAGAAACAACACCGCCAAAGGUGGAGGGACUACAGAAUGAAAAGAGCGGAGCAAAGUCCGCAUCUCUACAGAAGUUUCUCACUCUAGCACCUACACAAAGUGCGGAUCAAGAUGAAAUAGAAAGUUCUCAACGAAGCGCACCAGCAUCAUUGAGAGGAGAAAAUAGACAGCAAGUCAAAGAGAAAGUUGUCGUGAAAUCAUCUUUACAAGAAGUGGCGUCAACGCCAAGCAAAAAAACGACUGUGCCUCAAAGCCGAUCUGUAGAUGGAGCAAAGGUUCAAAAAACAACGUCUCGAACUCAGUCGGUACAAAACAUGGCCACUUCUCGUAACGAAAGACCACGAAGUGGUGUCGCUGCAAGAACUCAGUUCUCAACUAGUGCCAAAUCUAAUAAAAGCAUACAGACCGCCAGAUCUGUAAACUCCAAGUCCAGUUCAGUGCAGAAGAAGUCGUUCAUGCAGAGGAUAGGAUUGAGUAAAGGAAGUUCGAGGAAAUCUGCUUCGACGCAAUCUGCACCGAAGUCAAAACAGAAAACAAUUUCGAGAAGCACGCAGUCUGGAAAGUCAAGCAAGAAAUCAAAAUCGGCGAAAGCUGGCUCACAAGUAUCCGGAAAAUCGAAAUCUAAGAAAUCCAAAUCCACAAUGUCCGCGCCAAAAUCGAAGAGUGGGAAAAUUAAACAGAAGAAAGUUAGCAAGAAAAGUAAAAGAAGCAAGCUUCUGUGCUGCAUAGCUCCAAAUCAAUCGAAAGAAGUUCCACUGAAGAGUACAUCAGUGUCACAGCAAAGGCCGAUAGCAGCUGCUGCUCAAUGAUUACUCAGUGAUCAUGAACUGACAUGAAGGAAUUUCCCAUUGAUAUCCGUAUUACAAAUAAAGAUGGU
Messenger RNA from Cylicocyclus nassatus, 998 nucleotides. The record is from the annotation of a GenBank genome assembly. Lineage: Eukaryota; Metazoa; Nematoda; Chromadorea; Rhabditida; Strongylidae.